CCUUCCGCCUCGCUAUCGCCGUAAUCCUCUCCCUGUCCACAGAUUCCACCCGCCACCAGCGAUGCCGCAUCUGAGCCUGAGCACCAACGUGCCGGUGGACGCCGUCGUCGCCGCCGACAUCAUCAGGGACUGCUCCAGGGCGCUCGCCAGGAUCAUCGGCAAGCCAGAAUCCUACGUGAUGGUGUCGAUCGACGGGUCGACGCCAAUGUCAUUUGCCAGGAGCGAGGAGCCCGCGGCGUACGGCGAGAUCAUGUCUCUCGGCGGCCUCGGCCCCGGCGUCAACGGGAAGCUCAGCGCCGCCCUCGCCGAGAUUCUCGAAGCCAAGCUCUCCAUCAGCGGCAGCAGGUUCUACGUCAAGUUCGACGAUGUGCAGGGAUACAAUUUGGGCUUCAACGGAUCCACCUUCUGAGCUGAGACAAGUCCAUCACAUGGAAGAUGUUGGAAUGUCCAGGGACAGUAGUAAUUUGGGCUUCAACGGAUCCACCUUCUGAGCUGAGACAAUUCCAUCGCAUGGAAGAUGUUGGAAUGUCCAGGGACAGUAGUGAAACUGGCAGUACAUGCUUUACAGUCGCCUUUGUGUAUCUUCUGCAUCUUCCAUCAGUUAACAUUUCGCACAUAUCUGAAAUUCUGAUGUACCUUCGCUCCAAUUCAACCGAAUGUUGUUCUGAGAA
Molecule: messenger RNA, 671 nt
Organism: Lolium rigidum
Lineage: Eukaryota; Viridiplantae; Streptophyta; Magnoliopsida; Poales; Poaceae
Product: macrophage migration inhibitory factor homolog
Exons: 3
Coding region: 62-409 (115 amino acids)
Molecular function (GO): phenylpyruvate tautomerase activity
Source: RefSeq, a predicted model, not a curated record